This is a messenger RNA of Drosophila yakuba, 1729 nucleotides long. RefSeq lists its product as uncharacterized. The coding region runs from base 115 to 1104 and encodes 329 amino acids. Lineage: Eukaryota; Metazoa; Arthropoda; Insecta; Diptera; Drosophilidae. The transcript has a single exon. The record is from RefSeq and is a predicted model, not a curated record.
AAAAUGAGUUAUCGAUAAAUGCGUAUUGAACUCUCCAUCCCUGGCAACUACGCAUUUUGGAAGAACUCUUUUUUCUGGACAAUAAGAAUAUAAAUACGAUAAUUGACUACAACGAUGGAUACCGAAAUUGUUUACGACCAAUUCAUUCUUGCGGAUAAUGAUGAUGAAUUAUUGCUUAUUUACGACGAUGAAGUGAAUUUAGAUGAGGAGCACCUUCUAAUCUAUGAGGAUGUCUGGAAGAGCGAAGAGGUAAUGACUCUAGAUGGGAAUUUAGCCAACAUCGAAGACUACGCAGUUUUGCUGGAAGUAAUGGACACUCCUACCAUACACUUCGCCUCUGGGAGCGAUGAAGAAAUGACUCCAGAAGAGAAUUUGGGAGACUUCGUUUCAGCGGAUGCACUUGUCACUUCCACAACAGACGUGGCAGAUUUGGAAGAACUCACGGUCUAUAUUCCCGAAGAGAUCACAUUCGCAGAUACAGGAUUCUUUGCAGAGCAGGACGACAACUUGGAGGCAUACGACUUCACCUACACGGUGAUCGCGUCUGAGAGUUUUAGCCAUUCUCCUGGAGAAUUGACCGAAGUGACAGAGCUUAUACGCUAUCUCAGCCAGGACUUGCUCUUCCAGGCAUACUCGCCGCCAUCGAUCCCCAGCUUGCAUACCGAGCAUUGUCCUCGUCACGACAAAAACUCACAGAACGUCUUCUGGUCCGACAUGGAGGAAGUGUCCUGCAUCCUGUUGCAUUCGGCGGCCGCCUAUAUGGAACCACCCGCUUAUGUCGACGACGCCACGGUGAGUUUUAUUGCCAAGGGUCUCUCCUUGGCCAAGAGUUUCACGACUGAGGAGCCCGAUUCCCUAAGCGCACGGCAGAGCAUUGGUCGCCUGGUGGCCGCCAUUGUGAUGGACAGAGAGUCGGGCGUCGUAAUGGCAUACGCCGUGAUCCACCUCGUUCCCCAGGUUAUGAGUGACGACAGCACGGGCGAGUUGUUGGGCAUGAUGCUCCAUAACGUCAUUCGUGGAUUCGCCAUCAACGAACACUUCCGUCGCAUAAUUAUCGAAAACAGCCGCCAUUUCCUUUUGGUGGCGAACCAAAUUCCAAACUAAUAGUUUCCUUGGUUCGAACGAUUCAAUUUUAAAUCUUUUCUCAUUUUAUUUGGAGCAUUUAAGAAGCAUUUGAGCAUUUAAGAGGCUGACAAAAAAACGAAAAGAUAUAUAUGAUCAGUAAUAAAUAACUAUUAUUCUAUCUUUUAAAGUGCCUGCCAAAUUAUUUUAAUUUAAAUGAAAAACGUAUUCAGGCUUUGUUUUAGAAUGUUAUUAAAGAACUUGUAACAAUAAAUAGUUCUGUGGCUUUGAAAUAAACUCAUUGUACAAGAAAAACGAAGUAAAGCCAAUAUUUUAAUUUUUAUAUUCUGAAAACGAAAUGUUUACUUUAAUAUGUGGCUUGCAUACAAUUAUAUGUUUAUAUUUAUCAGUCUUGCUGUAUGUACAGAUCAUAAGAGCAUGAUUAAAUUUAAUUUUUACUUACCAUAAGAAUCGGUCAUUUUAUUUUAGUUACACGACAAUGGAAAGUCUUCGUUAAGUUAUUCAAUUGUAUUAUUUUAUUGUAUGUAAUGCAAUAAAUUUGUCAGUUAAAGUUCACAUAGUUCUUAGUUUCGUUUACAUAUUUAUAUGUGUAAGUAUUUUUGUUAUUAGUCGGUACUUAACAAUAAACUUUGCUAUAUCAUGAGUA